GAAGCGUAUUAGUAUUUGUCGUGGUAAAUAACACAACACGUGAAAGCUUCUUCAUUGUUAUAUUACGAUUUUGACUCGUAAUGGAUGACGAACAAGAAACAUACAAAUUAUGGCGCAUCCGAAAAACUAUCAUGCAGCUCUGUCACGAUCGAGGAUAUCUGGUGACACAAGAUGAAUUGGACCAAACACUGGAUGAGUUCAAGGCUCAGUUUGGUGAUAAACCCAGUGAACGGAAGCCUGGAAGAAGUGACUUGAUUGUUCUUGUAGCUCACAAUGACGAUCCUACAGAUCAGAUGUUUGUGUUUUUCCCAGAAGAACCUAAAGUUGGAAUCAAAACAAUCAAGACAUAUUGUCAGAGAAUGCAGGAAGAAAACAUUACUCGUGCCAUUAUUGUUGUACAGGCUGGCAUGACGCCAUCAGCAAAGCAGGCUCUGGUUGAGAUGGCCCCGAAGUAUAUCCUGGAGCAGUUCCGAGAAGCUGAGCUACUCAUCAACAUCACAGAACACAUGCUGGUUCCGGAACAUGUCGUGAUGACCCCCGAGGAAAAGUCGGAACUUCUAGCCAGAUACAAACUGAAGGAUUCCCAGAUUCCCAGAAUUCAGCAGGGUGACCCAGUUGCAAGAUACUUUGGUUUGAAACGUGGCCAGGUUGUGAAGAUCAUCCGGCCCAGUGAGACAGCCGGGCGAUACGUCAGUUAUCGACUUGUUGUUUGAUGUGUACAGAUUGUCAUCUAUACCAAGAGACACUGAAUGCAGAUCAGCUGCUCAAGUAUUGAUGAUGUCUGUGUAAGACCCGGACGUUUUGUGAAAGGCGGCCAUCAAGCUGUAUCACUUAUCAUCUCCAUUUCCUGUUUCAUGUCUCAUGUUUCAUCCAUAUUCCAUCUUUCAUAAUCCUCUCAUGGUGUUUACAAGAGCAGGGAUAGCUGUGGGUUUCUCCAGACAUUUGAACUGAAGCACAAUGGGAGGAUGUUGUACAUUGUUGCCAUACUCAGCCAUAGAAAUUCGUUUUUUCUUAAAUUAGUCCUUCACUAAAGCAAAAUUUAUUUCACUUGUAAUAGACAUAUGUAGUUAAUUAAUAAUUGGUGAAGAUUUGAGACUGAUGUCCCUCUAGUGUUACACAUCAUUCAGAACUAACAUUUACCAUAAUUGUUUUUUUAUUGUGCUCAGAAUAAUUAUGUCUUCAGCAAAUGAACCAGUUUGGUUUGCUACUGUUAAACCAGAGUCUGUUUGUUUGUGAUCCUUCAGUAGUUUCAUUUAGGUACCCCACAUCUAUAUUUGUGGUUAAUGGUUUUAAACAAUGAGAAAAAAAGAUAUACAUUGUGACUAUAUGAAGAGAUGGCUGUACGCUGCUGCGUGUAUGAAGAGAUGGCUGUACGCUGCUGCGUGUAUGAAGAGAUGGCUGUACGCUGCUGCGUGUAUGAAGGGAUGGCUGUACGCUGCUGCGUGUAUGAAGGGAAUGCCACAUUGCCUUGCAACUGCUGCUCCAUUACCUACAAUAGGUGAAAGUUGUAGGGGAUAAUAAAAUCAUUCAUUUUGUA
Haliotis rubra (blacklip abalone) is the source of this 1537-nucleotide messenger RNA. RefSeq names its product DNA-directed RNA polymerases I, II, and III subunit RPABC1. Gene Ontology annotation, cellular component: RNA polymerase III complex; RNA polymerase II, core complex; RNA polymerase I complex. The record is from RefSeq and is a predicted model, not a curated record. Gene Ontology annotation, biological process: DNA-templated transcription. Lineage: Eukaryota; Metazoa; Mollusca; Gastropoda; Lepetellida; Haliotidae. The coding region runs from base 81 to 713 and encodes 210 amino acids. Gene Ontology annotation, molecular function: DNA-directed RNA polymerase activity; DNA binding. The transcript has 8 exons.